UGUCUCCAGGGGACCCCAACGUGAGCAGCAGGGGCAGGCGGCCCGGCGGGAGCAGCAGUGUGUCUGCGCAGCGCGGUCUCCACGACUGAAUCUCCGGCUCGGGACAGCGCAGAGGUGGCAGAGGUGGCGGCGGCGGCGGCCACAGCCACAGGUCCCGUGCCAAGGGUUGGCCGCGUGUCGCAGACAUGGCCCUACAGCGCAUCCACAAGGAACUCCUCAGUUUGACCCACGACCCCCCAGCCCAAUGCUCUGCAGGGCCGGUGGGUAAUGAUUUGUUCCAAUGGCAGGCAACUAUAAUGGGGCCCGAAGACAGCCCCUACCAGGGAGGGGUCUUCUUCCUAAAAAUCCAGUUGCCGUUCGAUUACCCCUUCAGACCACCCAAGAUCUCAUUCACCACCCGAAUUUACCAUCCCAACAUUAACCUGAACGGAAGUAUCUGUCUAGACAUCCUUGGAUCCGAGUGGUCACCGGUACUGACCAUUUCCAAAGUGUUGUUAUCCAUCUGUUCCAUGUUGUGCGAUCCCAACCCACAUGAUCCACUGGUUCCCGAAAUUGCGAAGGUGUACUUAAAGGAUCGGCAGAAGUACAACAAAACAGCGCGGGAAUGGACUCAAAGAUAUGCUAUGUGAUUUUAAAAUGCAUGGUAAUCCCAUGGUCUAAUAAAGAUAGUUCAAUAA
Messenger RNA from Equus caballus (horse), 677 nucleotides. RefSeq names its product ubiquitin-conjugating enzyme E2 D2-like. The record is from RefSeq and is a predicted model, not a curated record. Gene Ontology annotation, molecular function: ubiquitin conjugating enzyme activity. Gene Ontology annotation, biological process: protein K11-linked ubiquitination; protein K48-linked ubiquitination. NCBI's taxonomy places the organism in Eukaryota, Metazoa, Chordata, Mammalia, Perissodactyla, Equidae. Gene Ontology annotation, cellular component: nucleus.